AUGGCACGCUGGUCAAACACCAUUGACUGCGUCGAGCGCUUUUGGCGCCACAAGGCCGUCCAAUACAACAUCAACGCCGACGAGCUUUUGAGCCGCAUUCAUGGCUUCCCUACCCUAGAUGUUCUCAAGACCUGGUUCCCUGCAGAGUUCCACAACCCUGAGGGCGCCAGGCUCUUUGAAUCGGAGAUCAUGCACGACGCCGACGCAUCUCUGGACCCGAAGAAAUGGACUAUUGUGACCGCUGCCACCGAGGACCUGGCGCUGUGCCGAUUGGGACAGGUGGACUUGCCUGUGCCUGCCGAGAUGGUCUCUGCAAAGAACGUCGCCAGGGGAAAGCCCGAUCCGCAAUGCUACCAGAUGGGUGCCAAGGUACUGGGCAUUGAGCCGAGCGAGGCAUUGGUGUUUGAGGACGCCGUUAACGGCACCAAAGCCGGGCAUGCCGCAGGCGCUACAGUCGUGGGAGUGCUGACGUCGACGCCUGAGCAGGCACUGAAGGACGCCGGUGCGAAGUAUGUGAUUCAAGAUUUUGCAAACGUCCGGGUUGAGGACAGGGCGACCACCUGGUGAUUUCGUUCUGAGAUAGAUAGUUGGGAAUACAUUAACAGAAUCGCAAAUAAUAAAUGG
Molecule: messenger RNA, 624 nt
Organism: Linderina pennispora
Lineage: Eukaryota; Fungi; Kickxellomycota; Kickxellomycetes; Kickxellales; Kickxellaceae
Product: HAD-like protein
Exons: 2
Coding region: 1-567 (188 amino acids)
Molecular function (GO): beta-phosphoglucomutase activity; sugar-phosphatase activity
Source: RefSeq, a predicted model, not a curated record